AUGACCCGAAUACUGGACUUUUUUAUCACAGCGAAUCGGAGACUUAUUACAUAUUUAACGACGACACUCCAGCAAUAUGAGGUUUAUAAGUGCAUGCGAAAAACCCAGUGGACAUCUCGCUCAAAUAAAAAGAAAGCAAAGAAGUUGUUUGCCGGGGCGCUCGACCGAUUAGAUCAGGAUGCUGUCGAUGUUUGUGAGGUCGUGUUCGAUCUCACGUCAAAGCUUAGCCUGGAAGACGGAGACGAUGGAGAGUGUGGGCCUGGCACGCAUUCAACUCCGUCUUCUUCGAGAAAGGACCACUGCGAUGCAGAAAUGGCCUCAUUGGAUUACUUUGAUGAAGCUACAGGCGAAAUCAUUUCUGUGCCACAAGGAAAUGGCCAAAUCAAAGGCAACAAAGAAAGAAGAAAGGAAAGGCGGCGAAGGGCACGAGAAGACUUAAAAAACGGUGUCGGAGAUGCCAAAAUUUUGAGUGAAGAUUAUUGCGAGAGCACUAGCGAAGAAGAGGAUGAACGGAUACAAAUGCGGGAAGAUGAAAGGUUUUCACAGCCUCCAUUGCUACGGAUCAUGGAUUCCAAGAAUAAUCUCCACGUUGUCACUAUUUGUGGUGGAGUCGUAGGAAGACAGUCCGGAUGUGAUAUUGUUAUCGAUGAUCCAUCUAUCUUCGAGGAAACUGCUCGAAUUUGUGUUUGUUCCGGAAAGUAA
This is a messenger RNA of Ostertagia ostertagi, 702 nucleotides long. The record is from the annotation of a GenBank genome assembly. Lineage: Eukaryota; Metazoa; Nematoda; Chromadorea; Rhabditida; Trichostrongylidae.